AUGUCGGAGGUGUACCUGGGGUGGCAGAUUUGCAACGUGGUGGCGUGCGAGGGGGCAGACCGGGUGGAACGGCAUGAGAUGCUGAGUACUAUCGGGGUGGUGGUGGAUAGAGCUUGGGCCAAGGAUAGGAUGAGAGUAUUGGUGCUUAGUCCUCAAGAAAGACCCCCACCUUCCUCCUCGUCUCCUGCUCCAAUAUGGGCUCUCUCCUUCUCUCAUGGGAACCGAGCUAUCACUGCUCGGGACACUGUCGAGACCGAAGGGACUGCCCUUGCAUUGUCCCAGGCCUUUUUGUUGCCUGGGGACAUGCAAAAAGAAGUUGCAAUGUCUCCAGACAAUCUUCUCAGUUCCUUCAUGUCCCACAACGCCAAGGUGAUGCAAAAAAUGGUGGCCAUGGCUCAAAAACUUAGCCAAUCAGAGCCCCAACGAGCAAAACUUGUCAGUGAAAACUCCAAGCUCCAACGUACCAUCAUCAGGCUUGAGAGAGAAAGGAACCAGGCCCAAGGGGUUGCAGAUGGCCUGAAAGGACAGUUGAAGGGGACUGAGGACAGUCUUGCCCAGACUUUGAAGGAGCUCGAGACGUCCCAGAAUGAAGCCAAGGCUGCCUUUGAAAAGGGAUAUAACGAAGGAAUCAAAGUUGCCACAGAGAGCUACACAAACCAAAUGCCUGGAAUUCAGGAUCAAGUUUGGGUGGCGUCUUGGAGGGCCUGCCUUGAAAAAGCAGAGAUUCCUGAGUCAUCUCCACUUUGGACCAACAUUGAGCUUCCAAGCGCAGCAGCUGGUGAUCAGGAGGAAAUUGUUGAAGAGGGAGAUGAAGAACAGGUCUUGCAGACAGCGGAGCCUCCUGUUACCGAAGUGGAGCCUCAGAGUGAUAUGACCAACUCUGGCCAAAAGGAAGCCAGUGGUGGUCAACUUGAAGAUGAGAAUCUAACUGCAGCUGAAGCUCCUCCAACUGUUCCUACAACCGUUCAAGACCUGACUGAAGAUGAGUGAAUAUGUCUUUGUAUUGUGACAAUAUGUUUGGCUUU
Messenger RNA from Rhododendron vialii, 1025 nucleotides. RefSeq lists its product as uncharacterized. The record is from RefSeq and is a predicted model, not a curated record. The coding region runs from base 1 to 990 and encodes 329 amino acids. The transcript has 4 exons. NCBI's taxonomy places the organism in Eukaryota, Viridiplantae, Streptophyta, Magnoliopsida, Ericales, Ericaceae.